Molecule: messenger RNA, 4065 nt
Organism: Drosophila miranda
Lineage: Eukaryota; Metazoa; Arthropoda; Insecta; Diptera; Drosophilidae
Product: protein hunchback-like
Exons: 2
Coding region: 1002-2543 (513 amino acids)
Molecular function (GO): nucleic acid binding
Source: RefSeq, a predicted model, not a curated record
UAUAUUUCUGAGGGGCUCACCGCGGCCACACUGGUGAAAACAUAAAAGUUGAAAAUUGCAUUUAAAAAAUCAUUAAAAGUAUGGAUAAGUCGUCAGAAAAUUGAUUGAAAAAAUUAGAUAUAUUACCCGUUCCAGACAGUGAACGCGUGUGGAAAUCGACAAAAAAAAAAUAAAUUUCAAACGAAAAGGUAACGUCGACGACAACGGAAUAACUAAGAGAAGCCAGCAGCAGCGGCAGCACGAAGCGAGCAGCAGAGCACGCAGAAUAAAGAAACAAGGAAACAUUUGCACAGCACAACCGAGCAACUGCAGCAGCAGCAGCAGCCAGGCCAGCAGGCAGGCAGGCAGGCAACGACAAGAAAAACCACUUCAACAAAAGAGGAUAACAUAUUGGAAGUGCUCGCACACAUACCCAUACCCAUACAGCUCAGCUCACAGCUACACACACACGCGAGUGGAAAGAGAGACGAAGCAUUGUACGUGCCCGGUUGAGGGUGGGAAAGUAAACCGACAUCUUUUUACGAGCAGAGAGUUUUGCAAUCAGAAGAAGACAGCAAGCAGCCCCAGAGAGUGUUCACGUUGAUCGGGCCAGCCCUUUGAUAACGCACAUACGGAAAGAAAAAGAGCGAGAGAGAGAGAGAGCUGCUAGCAGUGAGAUCGGAGACGGGACAGGUUGCUGCCCAAAGCCGAAAAUUAAAAACCAAAAACUCGAACGCACACAACGCAUUUGGAAAUCAAGCCAGGCGUGAGCGUUUGUGCGUGCGUAAUCGAAGCUCCAAAAACUGUGAGAAGACCGGACCCCCCCGACUUCGAUCCCCCGUGAACUGCAUUUGCCCAGCGUUGCCACAUCGCCAGUACGCGUGUGGGCGUAAAACCAGUGCUGGAUAGCACCAAGAAAGACACUAGGAACGGUACAAAUCCAAUUCAUGAGCAACUAAACCGAAAUUAAAGUGAAAUUCAAACGAAUUGAAUCGUUAUCCUCAUCGCAAAACAGAUUCCAAAUGAAAACGAUCGUGCUCAGUCCGGACGAUCUGCAGAACUUCAACAAGUUCAUCUAUGACCCGAAGUCAGCCGCCCAGCUGGCCGCCAGCGCGGGGGCGAUUGGAGCAGCGGCGGAAGCGGCAGCUGCCAUACACGGCCAGCAGCCAGGAGGAGCGAACACCACCACAGUGCAGCUAGUGGCCGGCGGUGGUGGCCUUGGCAAUCCCACAGUUGUUCCAGUCCCCACCAGCACAGCGCAGACCAGUGCCAAUAACCUGAUGGCUCUGCAUUACUAUCUGAAGCAUCCGGGAAUACAGCAGAUGCCGAGCGCAACCACGGUCCAGCAUCACCAACAUCAGCACCAGCAGCAGCUGUUGGCCCAGUCGCAGACACAGCUAAAGCAGCUGCAGUUGAAGCAGCCCACAAUCCACCAGCACCAGCAGCACAUCAGCUACCACCAUCCGUACUACCAGCAGACACAGCCCCAGCAGCAGCUCCAGCUGCAGCCACAGACACAGAUGAGCCACAGCAAUCCGUACGUGCCGCUGAAAAGUCAGCAACCGCCACAGACCCAUCUGCCCGUGCAUGCGCUGAACCAGAACUCCAACUUCUCAGCGGCCAGCUCCAGUACAGGAGGAACAGCUUCCAGUCAUGCGCCCACACAGCAGUCGAACGGCUCCAGUGUAUCACCCACCAUCAUCCAAAGGGUCACGGCAGUGGGCGGACCAAACAGCAGUAACAUUGCGGCCGCUCCCAACGCGCUCCUGCGAGCCCCGGCCGCCGGCAAUGCCAACACCUCGUCCUCGUCAUCGAGCUCCUCCUCCUCUUCCUCGUCGGCGUCGUCGAGCUCCUCGUCAGCCUCUUCUUCCAGCUCAACUAACUGCGCCAAGAAGCUGAAAACAGAGCCCGCCCUCUCGCAGUACAACCAGACGGAACGCCUCAACUUCGCCAACACGUACAUCGUGUGGAGCGAGGAGCACUGGCGACGGGUGGUCUUCCACGACGAGCGGCGCUUUAACCUGGAGGGCCCCGACGGUUUCUCCUACUACUUUCACGACUUGCGGAACUACGAGCGCACCCUGUCGCAGCGGCCGCGCGGCAACUCUGUCUACAUCUACCUGAUGAUCUGUGUGGGUGGGGCCCUCCAUCUGGAGGUGUCGUCAGCCAAACUGCGUCCUGAGUCAUGCAUCGAGGCCGUUAUGCGCGAGCGACCGAAUAUCAUCAGCAAACUAGGUGGUAGCACAGAGUUUGUGCUGCAGGACCACAACUGGAUGUCGCAUGCACUGCCCACGGCCCAGGACCUGCUCAAUACCAAGGGUCUCAAAACCCAGAAGUGGCCGUCCAUUGCGCACGACCUCAACAUUAUGGAGAACAUCUGGGGCUGGCUCAUCCGAGAGGUGUUCGACGGCGGCCGGAAGUUCUCGCGCAAGGACGACUUGAUAUUCCGCAUCAAGGAGGCGUGGUCCCGACUGCCGCUCGAUCUGAUCACCAACCUGUACAGCACCCUGCCGGAGCGCAUCACGGAACUGUAUUACACACAAGGCGACUACACGAAUUGUUGACAACCGACAGAAGAGCAACGUGGACGUGGAUGUGGAUGUGGUGGUAUGUUGUCUCCCAGCUCAGGGCACUCCCUUCGGCUCAGCUCCGCCUGGAAGUGGGAGUGGGAGUGCAGACGGAUUCGAUUCUAGGACUUCGUCCGUCUAAGGGGAACUUUCACGACGUGAUCCUGCUGCCGAUGCCAACACGCCUGGCAUCCAUCCCGCUGGGUCAACCAGUGGGAUGGGGCGCGAGCGGCGUUCCUCUGCCGGAUACAAAAAUCAAUACAGAAGAAGGAAAUCUUUAUACAAUUCAACUUAACUUUUUGUGUAUAGCUUUAAGAUGUGUACAACAGAGCAGACCAGACCGUACCGGACGGACAUACGGGAGCGGGACAGAGAGACGCCUGGUUUAAGGUUAUACAGUUUUUUUUAGUUAUUUAAAACAAAAACAAAGAAAAAAAUGGAAAAACAUGCAAGAAAAACAAUCGCGCGAGAGGUUUGGGCACGCCAUGUGUGUGUGGUGACACUGGCAGACACCCGAAAAGUGUUGCCAUAUCGCUUUGUAAUUAGUGUUUUUAUUCCUUCCUUCACCCGUAUCCACCACAUACACACACACACACUCCCGCACCCCCCGCAUAAUGUGUACCCAAUCCCAUCCCCACACUCCCCUCCCCACCACUCCCAACGCCCUAUUAAAUAUACGUAUUUAGAUUAUACAUAUACAUAAUAAUUAGUUGCAAAACAAAUUUAUUUGAACUUAACUCCUUUUGUUGAUUGUUUUUAGUUAUGCAAGCGAGAAAUGUAGCAGUAGAGAAGAGACGAGAAGAGAAAGACGCAUGAAGAGCGCAGAGGAAACUUAUGAAAAGCGAGAAGAGCAAGCAAGAUGAAAUGAAUAAAUAAACUUGUAACUAAAGUAUUAUUGUAAGGCAUAGUUUUUGUUGUAGCAAAAUACGGAAAAGAACUCACGAAAAUGUAUACAGACAGACAAAACACACACACACACUCACAUAAAUAAACACACGCAAGAAUCCUAUCAUGUAAAAUGUUUACGAACAGAAAUUAUAAAUAAACUAAUUAUCAAUGUAAUUAAUACAUAUUAAACAAAAAAAUAACAAAACGAAACAAAGCAAAGCAAAAGCAACUUAGUGUUAAUUUAAGAUCAAAAAUAACUAACUGAAGAGUAUAGAAAACUAGAAAUCAUGCUGAAUUCAACCCCAAACGAAACCGAACCCAAACCCAAACCCAGCCCACAUCCCCCUUCCCUACCCCCACCGUCAGACAGAAAAGAACCCAUAAAACUCGAACAAAACUUCCUAGUGAUGGGUGGCAAAAGCACUUCAUUUGCCACCGCUAAAUUGCAGCUACUGGCGAGCUCCGUUCUUGGUGUAUCUGUGAGAGAAGGCAAAUGGAUAGUACGCUCCCCAUGAAAACCCAUAUUUAGCAAUACAAUGAAUGAACUGAACAAAAUGAAUCUAUGAAAGUAUCCUUGAAAUAAACACACAUAUAUAUGUAUGCAUAUAUGUAUAUGAACCGUAUAAAAACA